Molecule: messenger RNA, 3194 nt
Organism: Drosophila miranda
Lineage: Eukaryota; Metazoa; Arthropoda; Insecta; Diptera; Drosophilidae
Gene: mspo
Exons: 6
Coding region: 452-2320 (622 amino acids)
Biological process (GO): actin cytoskeleton organization
Cellular component (GO): plasma membrane
Source: RefSeq, a predicted model, not a curated record
AACAUAUUCGCAGUACGCGACGAACUCUGAACACAGGCGGUUGGUCUUUGGGAAUUGCUCGGCAUUUUUUUUUGCUCUCGCCAACGCUGGCUCCUGGUCCGCGCCAAAAGUCCAAAUCGAAGCAAGAAUCCAUCAAAAAGUGGGGAGACACAGACAACGACAAUAGCGACGGAGGGGAGAACAGAGUAAAAGAAACCGAAAAUAAAUAUGUGAGUGAGAGUGUGUGCGUGCUUGCGUCCGUGUGUGUGCGCGCGUGUGUGUGUCUGCGCGUUUAUUUUUAAUCACCGGCCCCAAAAGGCAAAUGUGAAGUGCAAGCGAGAAGGGAAGACAAAACCAAAUCAGAAAUAGCCCCUCCGCCAAGGAUAGAAAGAGAAAGAAAUAUAGAGUUAGAGCGGGAGAGGGCGCGCCGCAAGCACAGCAACAAACAAAAACACAAAAACCGUUUGACAGAAUGAGAGCGCAGCCGAAAACAAAGUCGGGCGCCCAGUGGUCGCCCCUUGUCGGGAUCCUCGGACUUAUCGGGAUCAUUGGGAUCCUCGGGCCCGCACUGGCCGACGGCGCGAGCAGCGCCUAUGGGGCAUCAUUCAUCUCCAAUCCGGGCAUCUAUGCCUACUCCGUGGCCAAUCAGCAGGCGCCCAAGGACAAUGACAUCAAGUUUGGAUCCACCUCCAGCGACGACGCCGCCGCCGCAGUGGCGCAAUCCUCUGCAAACUCCAAUUUGAACCGCAAUUACUACUACACCAACAACAAUGCUGAAUUUAUGGGCGAGGGCCCAUCGGCACCCCCACCCACACAGCCCGCCCCGCAGACGGGCUGCACUCUUGACCGUCUGGCCGUCUACAAGGUCGUCCUGCACACCUACUGGACCAGGGAUCUAUUCCCGAAGCACUUUCCCGACUGGCGACCCACCGCCCAAUGGACCAAGACAUUAGGUCGCACACACAAUGCCAACUAUGCGCUCUACCACAUCGGCCAGCCGGCGACGGGGGCUGUCAAACAAUUCGCCGAGACGGGCAGGUCGGACCUCCUGGACAGUAAUGCCGGCGAGCAGCAGCAGCAGCAAAUGCAGCUUCAAUCGCAGACAGGCAAAUCCCAGCCAGGUGGAUCCACAGCCGCAGCCGUAGCCGCAGCCGCAGCAGCCACGGCCAUGGCCACAGGUCCCCCAACAUCGGGAGACGCCAGCGAGCGCAGCGUAUUCGACGAGUUCAGCCUACCGGCGAUUCAGUUGGGGGCCGGACGGAGCGAGGCGAAGGUGUUUGUCGACAGCAAUCACAGCCUGGUGUCGCUAAUGACGCGCAUUGUGCCCUCGCCGGACUGGUUCAUAGGCGUCGAUUCGUUUGAGCUCUGUGUGGGCGGCUCCUGGAUAGACACGGUGACCGUUGAACUGGAUCCUCUUGAUGCGGGCACCGACAAUGGGUUCACCUUUACGGCGCCCAACUGGCCGACAGCGCCACAGGGUGUCAUUUACAGGAUUACCUCCCGCUAUCCGGGCCAUCCGGCGGGCAGUUUCUAUUAUCCGAAGAGCAAGCGACUGCCGCCCAUUGCCACGUUUCAGUUCAUCAAGCUGAAGGAAUACGAGCUUAGCGAGGUGUUCAACAUUGCCGAGGACGAUCGCAAAUAUGAGACGGUCCAGACCCAGACCCACCUCGAUGCCGAGCACAGCCACGUGGAGAUGAACAACGAGCUUUCGGCCAGCAUCGAGCGAGAGCGCCAGACGGAGCAGCAGCAGCAGCAGCCACAGCAACAGCAGCAACAGUUGCAGCAGCAACAACAACCGUUUCAGCCAUUCAACGACGAGAGGCAGCGCAUCCGGUCGCAGCUGUUGGCCAAAAUGAAUCCCAUCUACAGCGGCGGCAACAAUAGCCAACAGCCACCGCAGUUGGGCAGCGUUGUGCCCAAGAACGAUAAGCACGCCAUCUUGCAGAGCAUCGCCAGCAGCUAUCGGCGUGCCACGGAUGCCACAAAUAUCAACACCACCAACCUGACGGCAUCCUCCGCAUCCGUAUCCGCACCACAGUCACGGUCACAGCCACAGCCACAAACAGAGUCCCAGGCCCCGUCCGUGGCCAGGGGAAAUCUAUCCCGUCGUCGCUCCCAGUCGCAGAGGCGUCGCGACUGCCGCGUCAGCCACUGGUCGGAGUGGACGGCCUGCAGCAAGAGCUGUGGCAUUGGGGAGAUGCAUCGCUAUCGGAAGGUCAUCAAGCACGGCAAGCGGGGCGGCCGCCCGUGCCCGGCGCUACAGCAGUCCAAGUGGUGCGGCACCGAGCGCAACUGCCACGGCCCCCAGACCUACUUCAACUGGUCCGACUCUGACACAUGAACGAGCCCCGGAGUGGAGCAGGCGCAGGCGAUAUAAAUAUAAUUUUAAUUUACGGCGUAAGAAUUGCUUUUUUUGUGCGAACAAGAAGAAGGAACAGCAAAGAACAGGAAGGAGGAGCAGGAGGAUACCUGCCCCAAAAAUGAGAUUUUAAUUUAAAUUUAGAUUACGAUACGAAAUUGAUUUUAAAGCAGCACCAGAGCCAUGACAUCCCAGAGACAUCACUGGAGAAUUGGGGUGUAUGGAGAGAGGAGGGUGGAUAAAGGAGAGUGGAAAACUGGAAUAAAUUGCAUAUGAAACACAGAGGAGCAAGGGGAAGACUACUGACAAUAUUUAACACAAAAAAAGGAUUUAGACAAAGACAAGAGGCAGAUGGGAGGCCGAAGGGAGGCCCAAGGAUACAUCAGGCCCGCAGCAGUUCGAAAUUUUCAACCUAUUUCUGAUUUCAGCCUCAUUUUGAUUCGACUUUCAGUUGCUUUAGCUCUAAAUAAUAUAUGUAAAAAUCAACACAAAAAAAUAUAUGAUAUAAAACCAAACCAAACAAAAGAAAAAACAGUAGACGUACAAAGCAUAGAAAGCAAAUCAAAUUAAACAACAAGCGUGAACAUUUGCAUAUACCCAAACAAGAAAACCCAAACCAAGCCGGAGUAAGCCCCAAAGAAGGAAACCAAACCAAAUACAACAGCGCCACACUUCGUCACAACCGUACGGGGAAGAGGCCGUAGACCGGAGUGUAUACCGAAGUGCUUACCGGAGUGUAUACCGGAGUGCGUACCGGAGUGUCUGGUGGUUCAGCAACUAAGCUAAUAUUAGACGUAAACUAAGCUAAUUGAUAACAUUAAAUGGAUUGCAAUAAAAGUCAACCACAAAACCGGAA